Molecule: messenger RNA, 3934 nt
Organism: Gekko japonicus
Lineage: Eukaryota; Metazoa; Chordata; Lepidosauria; Squamata; Gekkonidae
Gene: SAP130
Product: Sin3A associated protein 130kDa
Exons: 21
Coding region: 156-3317 (1053 amino acids)
Biological process (GO): negative regulation of transcription by RNA polymerase II
Cellular component (GO): Sin3-type complex
Source: RefSeq, a predicted model, not a curated record
GUCAGACCCAAUCAAUCUGAAGGGGGGAAGGGGUGUUUUGCUGCGGCAGCGGAAGCAACACUCCCGACUGAGCCCCCUCAGUGUCAGCGCAAGAAGUGACUGGGGGGGUGGGCCUUUUCCGAAAGUCUACACCGCAUCCUGGGCUGCAGGUGAACAUGAGUUCUCAACAGUUUCCCCGUUCAGGAGCCCCUCCCACAAGUUUAGGACCAGCUCCUCCUCCAAUCUCCACCAGUGGAUCUACUGGAUUGAUAAACCCAACAACUACAGUAGUAAGUGAUGAACCCAGUCGAGAAUCAGAAGUUCCGCCCAGAGAUCACAUAGUGCCAGGUGGUUCUCUGCAGUCUCGUGAGGAGAAGCAGGAAACAGUUGUUGUGCGCCCAUAUCCACAAGUGCAAAUGUUGACUCAACACCACACAGUGCAGUCUGGUGCACCAGUUACAGUGACAGCUCCUCCAGCGCAUUUAGCUCCAGCAGUGCCACUUUCUUUUUCUGAGGGACUUAUGAAGCCUCCACUGAAGCCCACCAUACCUAGCCGUCCCAUUGCACCAGCUCCGCCCUCUACUCUGUCAGGUCCUACCAAAGUCCCUGGGCAGGUCACUGUAACAAUGGAGAGCAGCAUUCCACAGGCCUCUGCUAUUCCUGUAGCAACAAUCAGUGGUCAACAGGGACAUCCCAGCAAUUUGCAUCAUAUCAUGGCUACCAAUGUUCAAAUGUCAAUCAUUCGAAGUAGUGCUCCUGGGCCGCCACUACACAUUGGAGCCUCUCACUUACCUCGAGGUGCAGCAGCUGCUGCUGUGAUGUCCAGUUCUAAAGUAACAACAGUCCUGAGGCCAGCUUCACAGUUGCCAAAUACAGCCACAGCUCAACCAGCAGUUCAGCACAUUAUUCAUCAACCAAUCCAGUCCCGAAACGCUGUGACAACUGCAAGCACCAUCCCCCCUGCAGUAGUAGCCACAGUCUCAGCCACAAGAGCUCAGUCCCCAGUUAUUACAACUACAGCAACACAUGCCACAGAAUCUAGUCUCAGUCGGCCAACGUUGUCAAUUCAACAGCACCCGCCUACUGCACCUAUCAGUAUUCAGCGUCCCGCACAGCCACGCGACACUGCAACCAGAAUUACCUUACCAUCCCAUCCAGCCAUAGGAACACAAAAACAGCAGCUCCACACCAUGGCUCAGAAAACCAUUUUUAGUACUGGUACACCUGUGGCAGCAGCAACUGUGGCACCUAUUUUAGCAACCAAUACCAUUCCUUCAGCAACCACAGCUGGUUCCGUCCCUCAUACCCAAGCGCCUACAAAUACGAUUGUCACUGUGACUAUGCCUUCACAUUCUUCCCAUGCAACUGCUGUGACAACCUCAAACAUACCAGUUGCUAAAGUGGUCCCUCAGCAAAUCACACACACUUCUCCUCGCAUCCAGUCUGAUUAUACUGCAGAGAGGAGCAAUCUCAUUCCUAUAUCAGGACACCGUGCAUCUCCAAACCCAGUUGCAGUGGAAACUAGAAAUGACAACAGGCAGUCGGUACCUGUUCAAUUCCAGUACUUCUUACCAACAUACCCACCUUCUUACCCUUUGGCUGCUCACACUUAUACACCUAUUACCAGCUCUGUGUCCACCAUCCGCCAGUAUCCUGUUUCAGCUCAGGCCCCCAACUCUGCCAUCACAGCUCAGACUGGUGUAGGAGUAGCCUCCACAGUCCACCUCAAUCCCAUGCAGCUGAUGACUGUGGAUGCCUCUCAUGCUCGUCAUAUCCAGGGCAUCCAGUCUGCACCAAUUGGUGCACAGGGUAUACAGCCGGCACAAGGAAUACAGUCGACACCAAUUGGAACCCAGGGGCUACAUCCUACUGCACCAAUUGUUACACAGGGUCUUCAGACAGCACCAAUGGGUGCCCAGCAGCCACAAACUGAAACAAAGACAUCAGUGGUCCUGGCAGAAGGAGCCACCAUUGUGGCCAAUCCAAUCAGCAAUACUUUCAACACUGCUCCAGCUUCAACGACCGUGGUGCAAACCCACAACCAGAGUGCCAGUUCUAGCACACCAGCCCAGGGUUCAUCCCCUCGCCCAAGCAUUCUCCGGAAAAAACCCACAACAGAUGGGCUGGCAGUUAGGAAGAGUCUCAUUCCUCCUCAGCCACCUGAAGUCGCUGGCACUCGAGUAGAGAGCUCUAUGAGGAGUGCAUCUGGAUCACCAAGACCAGCCAGUGCCAAACCUAAACCAGAAAUCCACGUGUCCAUGGCCACUCCAGUAACUGUGCCUAUGGAGGCAGUAUCAAUUCAGAGCAAUGAGCAGCCUCCGAUUGCAGUCCCUACUUCUCAGCAGCCGCCACCUGCCAUUCCAACAAUCAUCACAGCAGCUAGUCCCCCAUCACAGCCCACAGCAGCACUGUCUACCAUUCCAGGAACUGUUCCAGCUGCUCCACCCACUUCUACAACAAUGGUGGCUCCUCCUCCACCUCCAUCGACUAUAGGUGGUGUCCUGUCCACAGUGCUGGGUCCUGUUGUAUCAGAGAUAAACAUCAAAGAGGAAGUGGAGCCUAUGGACAUAAUGAGACCGGUCUCAGCAGUUCCUCCUCUGACUACAAAUACUGUGUCUCCAUCUCUUACGCUGCUGACCAACAACCUUUCAAUGCCCUCAAGUGACUUGCCACCUGGUGCCUCCCCAAGGAAAAAACCACGGAAACAGCAGCAUGUCAUCUCUACAGAAGAAGGGGACAUGAUGGAGACCAAUAGCACAGAUGAUGAGAAAUCCACUACCAAAAAUCUGCUGGUAAAGGCAGAAAAGCGCAAGUCACCACCAAAGGAAUACAUAGAUGAAGAAGGCGUCAGGUAUGUGCCUGUUCGUCCAAGACCCCCCAUAACACUGCUACGUCAUUACCGGAACCCAUGGAAAGCUGCCUAUCAUCACUUUCAACGAUAUAGCGAUGUCCGGGUGAAAGAAGAGAAGAAGGCAAUGCUUCAAGAGAUAGCCAAUCAGAAGGGUGUAUCCUGUCGUGCACAGGGGUGGAAGGUCCAUCUUUGUGCAGCACAAUUGCUGCAGCUGACUAACCUGGAACAUGAUGUAUAUGAACGACUCACCUCCCUUCAAGAAGGGAUCAUUCCCAAGAAAAAGGCAGCAACUGAUGAUGACUUGCAUCGAAUAAAUGAACUGAUACAGGGGAAUAUGCAAAGAUGUAAGCUUGUAAUGGAUCAAAUUAAUGAGGCUCGAGAAUCCAUGCUAAAGGUCUUGGAUCACAAAGACCGUGUUCUGAAACUUCUCAACAAGAAUGGAUCUGUCAAGAAAGUGUCCAAAUUGAAAAGAAAAGAGAAGGUCUAGAGCCAGAGGUAGAAGGACUCUGGAAACAAAAAGAUUGUACAGAACAGUGUUAAGGCUCAUUUAUUUUGGGUUUUAUUUUAGAACUACAUUUUGAGUAAAAAAGGAUGAGUUUCAGAGAAAGACAACAGAUGGAUGUGUGGAGCCCAGUGACCUUAAGGGAUUGUUGUUGACCUAUCAAAGGAACAAAGAUUUGUCUCAGGCUCGUCCCUGUUUAAAUACUUCACAAUCACAUUUUGUUUAGCCCUCUUGAUGUGCCAGUGCCUACUAAUUGGAACCAUUGAUGCAAAUGUGGUAGACAGCUCUCCUCCUUCCAUCUUACAGUUUUAGCAGAAACUUCACAGAUUUGUUCAAUGGAUUCCUGCAACAGACCUCAAGAACCAUACAUCUGUUAUGAGUGCUGAGAAAGGGGGGGGGGAUGACACUACUUCCAUCUAGCCCAUUCAGUUCUUGCUCCUUUUGACCUUGCAGUUGGCUGGAGCAGCCUUCAUAAAGCAGUGCUGCUGCACAGGCAGUUCGGCUAUAUUUAGAAUCUUAAGUGGUUCUGAAGUCUUCUAGCUGUCAAUUUUUUUAAAAAAAAUACAUUUCAAAGUGAAUUGUAGUGUUGUGGAGUGUGUGCG